AUGGCUUGCCACGCCCCCUGCCUGCUAGACCACUUUUACGCCCAACUGCGAAGUCAUCCCUUAUUGGUUGCGGUCGAGGAUGCAACACGGUCUGCCAAUCAGGAGAGCUGGAACGGUAUCACAUAUGCGCAACUCAACAUUCUUUCCGAAAUAUGGAGCGAAAGAUUGCGCCUGGCUGGAAUAGGUGCCGGGAGCAUAGUGCCUCUUCUCUCCACACGGUCUAUUGCAAUGGUUGCUGCGACUUUGGCCAUUCUCAAGCUUCGCGCUGCCUACGUUCCAAUUGACUUGGACUCGUGGGGCAAGGAUCGAAUAGAAAGCGUCCUUCAAACCGUUGACUCGCAAGUCAUUGUUUCCACAUCGGCGUCUCCAAGCAUCGUCCAUCCGUGUUCUGUCGUCGAAUUGGACAGUACUGGACUUGGGGAUUUACAGGGGACCGGGAAUGCAGCAGUGAUUAAUGGGAUCUCGGAUGCAAUCGAUAAGAACGAUGAUUUGGCGUACAUUAUCUUCACAAGCGGAACAACAGGGAAGCCAAAGGGUGUAAUGGUCGGCCAAAGGUCAAUUUCGCGCUAUGUGAAAGAAGGCGGCGAACUUCCGUUUAAUCUGAACGUGAAGCACGGCACACGGGUAUUGUUAAUAUGCUCGAUUGCGUUUGACGUGUGUGCCGGAGUCAUGUUCAACACCCUCUGCAACGGCGGCACCCUCGUUUUGGCCGAUCCUCCUACGCUUGAAGCUGCAGCGAAAACGUGCCAUGUGUUGCCUUUGACUCCGAGUAUACUGGCAACACUAGACCCGAAAGAUGGCCCAAGCCCAUCAUUGAUCGAGGCAUGGUCUUCGCCGCAACGACGUCUCUACAAUUCAUAUGGGCCGACGGAGACAACUUGCACCGCGCUUAUGGGCAGAUUACAACCUGGAAGGCCCAUUACAAUGGGGUUUCCGAUCUCGUAUAGCACCAUAAUUCUGCUCAACGAGAAUGGGCAUGAGUCUUCCGAGGGAGAGAUUUGCAUCGCUGGGCUGGGCUUAGCUCUGGGCUAUUUUCAAGAUCCGGAUCGCACCUCCAAUUCCUUCAUAGUCCGGAAUGGUACAAGGAUCUAUAGGACCGGUGACUAUGGGAAGAGCACUGAGCAUGGAUUGCAAUUUUGUGGUCGAAAGGACAGCAUGGGUGACGUUGAGCCCGCCUUGAUGUCAUUCGACAAAGGGAGAUUGAUCGCAUUUUACCUCGAGAGUACAACAUCAUCAUUCCUCAUUCCGGACGUGAUUUACUCCCUGGAUGACUUCCCAACAACGAGUAACGGAAAGAUCGAUCGGCGAAUCUUGGCCCAUAUCCAUGAGGCAGAGCAGGGUGCAAAUUCGAGCGAGCUGGAAACAGGCUUACCAGCACUAGAAGCCAUCCGAAGAGGCUUCUCACAUGUUCUCAGACUACCGCAGUCGCAAAUCCAGGAUGCUGUCAUGCUAGUAUCUGCACUGAGAAAAAUGGGAUUUGAUAUUGGUGUCGCAGAGAUACUUAUGCUAGACGAAGUGGACAAGUUAGCCAAAAGCGUUCGGGUGUUGCUGGACACUAUUCAGCAUGACUCUCCUGCGAACCAGGUCUCGCUAGACCAUCUGAAACAAGAGAUAGCAGCGACCCGGCACCUCGGAAACGAAACUAUAGUGCCGAUGACUGACAUGCAAACUAGAAUGGUCAGCGCUAGCACGUCUUUUACUUUCGAACAUUCCGGGCAAGCGGACUUUUUGCCCAUUCUUUAUGCUGCUUGGGACCGUCUUCGCCAGCGACAUGAGAUUUUACGUACAUCAUUCAUUCUGAAUGCCUCAUCUGGUGCCCAAAUUAUAUCUCACAAUGGCGGAUUUGCCUGGAAACAAAAGUCAAUUACCGAAUCGGAGUGGGAAUCUACCUGCCAAUCCGAAGAACUUCUGGAUGUCAACGCAUUUGCAGAUUUCGACGCAGAGAAUCAAGAAUCAUUGUCCAAAGUCACUGUUCUCACACUGCACAAUACCCGGACCCGGUUCAUAUGGACAGUCCACCACAGCCUGGUUGACGGAUGGUCCAUGGGAACACUAAUGCGUGACUUCGCCGCUUGUCUUGACGAUCGAGAACUGCCGCCAGCGCCACAAUUCGCUCAGGUUUCUCAGUCAAUAGGUCAAUUGGAACUCGAGUCAUCAGAUAGAGCCAUCACAUUCUGGAAAGAAUAUCUGACCGGAUUUCUUCCCGUUCGAAGGCUUCGCUUAUCUCCACCAUCCGACAUCAACGACUAUACGCAAGCCGAUGUUUCCCGCACACUCGCCGUAAGCGUAUCAUCUCUCGAAGCCGCAGCAAAAGACAAAUUCGCAGUCACCCCAGCCACAAUCCUAUACGCUGCAUGGGGCCUUCUCUUGUCCCGAUACUGUAGCGCUGAAAACGUCAUCCUAGGAGCGGUGCUAUCAGGCCGAAGCCUCCCGAUCCCAGGCGUUGAGAACGUCAUCGGGCCUAUGAUCAACACUCUGCCUCUAAGCGUGAACGCAGACGAGACCCAGACCGUGCAAAGCUUUAUACACUUGGUGUUCAAAGCUCUAUGCGGAAUCCUGGACUUCCAGUGGUCGCCCCUUUCCCUCAUCCAGGAGGCUUCUGGAUGCAAGCCGUCGGAGCUUUUUGAGACCCUUUUCGCUCUCCAGUAUGAUUUCCCGCAAUCGCCCUGGGAAUCAGAAUUGGUGUCUGCUCCGCAGGAUAUACGCUACACCGAAGCCACGCAAGUCCCUUUGACGGUUCUACUAGACAGCUGUAAAGGGAAGUUUGUUGUUCGGUGUAUUUAUCGCAAAUCGCACUUCGAGGAUCAAAUUAUCCAACAUAUGAUGCGUCAAUUCGACAAUAUUCUUACGGCCCUCGUUGAAGCUACUCCAAGCUCUGGUUUAGACCUGAUAUCCUCGAACCUGCUCAAUGACAAUGCAAUCGAGAACUUCACGUCUCAUUCACCACAGCUGAUCAAAACCUUUGACGGGACCGAGAACCUAGCUCAGGCAAUCGACACCAUGGUUAAAACACACCCCGACAUUUGCGCCGUCGAGGGCUUAACGAGAUCGCUCACGUAUGAAGAGCUUGGUAGAAUGACCGAUCAGAUCGCCAUUCAAUUAUCGAAACACACAACGCCAGGGGACGUGAUCUGUGUCAUCAGUGACGGCUCCGUCGCGUGGGUUCUCGCGAUGAUCGCAACCCUCAAAGCCGGUGCCAUUUACUGUCCAAUUGAUCAGAAGCUUCCCGUUGAGAGGAAGAAAUACAUGAUUGGAAACUGUCAAGCGUCGCUUGUUUUGUACACCAAUCCGGAGCAAGAUAUAGUGGCUUGUGAUGUCCUGUCUUUCAGUGUUGAGUCGAUCAUGGCAGAAAUCGAUACCAAGGCCGAAGACAUUGCCCCUGUCCAUAGCGGUGCUAGUGGUGAUGAUAUUGCUUGUUUAAUCUACACCUCCGGAAGCACGGGCCUGCCAAAAGCGGUCCAACUACAGCACAAAGGCAUUCUCAACGUAGUCUCCCAGCCAGAGGGAAGACUACACUCUCGUCCAGGUCAACGCAACGCGCAGAUGCUAUCCCUCGGAUUUGACUGCUGCAUCAAAGAGGUCUUUUCAACCCUCUGUUUCGGAGCAACUCUUGUCCUGAAAGAUCCCGAGAACCCCAUUUCUCACCUUCUAAAAGUCGACGCGACAAUGGCAACCCCGUCUCUUCUUGUAACGCUCGAUCCAUCUGAGUAUCCUAAGUUGAAAAUAAUCACUGUCGCCGGUGAAGCGGUCUCUCAGGCGCUCAAUGACAAAUGGUCCAUGGGCCGAAUCAUGGUCAAUGGGUACGGUCCUGCAGAAUGUACUUUGAUCUCUACUGUCGCAGUAUUGCACCCAGGAGAGAGAAUUUCGAUUGGAAAACCGCUUCCCGGCACAGAUUGCUAUCUUCUCGACGCUAGGAAAAGACAGGUUCCCGUUGGUGUCAGUGGAGAGAUCCAUCUCUCUGGAAUACAGGUCACGCCUGGAUAUCUGCACAACGAGCAAGAAACAGCUAAGCGUUUCCUGAAGGACCCAUUCCAACUGGGCCAAAUCAUGUUCCGAACCGGCGAUAUUGGCAGACAGCUGGAAAACGGCAACAUCGAGUACAUAGGGAGAGAAGAUAAUCAGAUCAAGCUGCGCGGGUUCCGAAUCGAUCUCGGGGAAGUCCAAAGCACAAUCUCAAAAGUGGCGUCUGCGGCGAGAAACGUCGCGCUCGUCGUCGCCGGACACCUCAUUGCGUUCGUGACCCCAGAGACCAUCAACGUGGCAGAGUUGACGAAGAGCCUGGAAUCGCAACUCCCGGAGUAUGCUGUUCCAAACAGGAUCAUCGCACUAGCGAGUCUGCCUAUUUCCGCAAACCACAAAGUUGACUCUACCGCGUUGAAACAAUACUUGAUCGAACAAGACAAUCACAACAAGAGACAUGAGAAGCUGGAGACCGACACCCAGCGAGCCGUUGCUACUAUCUGGGCAGAUGUUCUCGGUCGCGAUCUCAGUCAAAUGCCCAUCAGUCCAAGGGACCGGUUCUUCGAGCUCGGCGGGCACUCGCUGCUGCAGAUAAAAGUGGCCCAGGCUAUAUCCAAACAAUGGAACAUCCGCCCUUUGCCACUCAAGACCGUGAUCCGUCACCACGUCUUGCAGGAUUUAUCUCUUGCCAUUGAGGAGCUCCUCAAUGACUCAACCGGCACAAGCCACCCCGUGGUCCCCUUCCUAGAGACUCCACCUGUCCCACGCGAUGGCACUCUCCCGUUAUCAUAUCUAGAGAAGGAGAUGCUGCUCAACCACUUGAUAUCAGCCGGUUCCCCGGCCGGAAACAUGAACUAUGUCUGCAAAAUCCGAGGCGAAAUCAAUAUCGAGAACCUAGCUAGCGCCUUUCAGCGAGUAACAGCGGAAACGGAGGUAUUCCGAUCCCGGUAUCAUCUCGUCGACGGCAUCCUUUCUCGAUCUUUGGUGACAGGUACCCCCGAAGUACCGCGUGUAGUUCAGACCGGUAACCUCAGCUCUUUCGUUCACGGUCGAGUCACCAAGCCAUUUGACCUCGCCCUUGAACCACCUGUGGAUGUCUCCAUUGUCAUUGGAAUCCCGGGGCAGACCAUGCUUGUAGUCGUGAUGUCGCACGUGGUAGGCGAUGCAACCACAAUGGCAACAUACCUCAAUCAUGUCUCAGAAACGUACGAGGUCUUGACUUCAAGCGUUCAAGCCGGAGCCGGGACCAUUCUUCCAAUGAAGCGAACCCCCGAAAGAACCUACAUUGAUUGGGCACACUGGUCUGACACUAUACAGCCCAGCCCACGGGCUCUGUCAUUCUGGUCUUCGUAUCUGUCUGACCUUCCCAGACCGCUCACGUUUGGUAACCCCGAGCUAGCCCCAGCCACAUACAUGGGAUUCACGCGGUCGUGGACGCUUUCUCCCUCUAUGCUUCGCAAUUUGUCCCAGCUCGCCACUAGAGCGUCUGUAACCAUGCAUCAAAUUGUGCUAGCAGGUGUGUUUUUCUGCUUACAGUGCGUCGACCGACAGGAUGACAUGCUCCUCGCGGCGCCAUUUACCCAUCGUACAGAAAGUGGGACAGAAAGCAUACCCGGUCUCUUCCUUGAUCGCCUGGUGAUUCGUCUACAGAGAAGCGCCGACGAGCAUGAAACGCUUUUCCAAUUUUUGAAAUACGUCCGAGGCAGCAGCCAGCAAGCUCUGGAGAACAUUGUUCCAUUCCAAUCACUGGGCCGAUUGGUUCAACGGGCACCAAGCCUCUCGGAUCCGCUUUUCAGGGUCAUGGUUACGUAUCACACCGCAGAUGACCGGCGACCUCUAUUGGAACUGAAGGGCGCAGAGGUUCAACCCAUUUCGUAUCGGAAUACGGGUGGCUCGAAGUUUCCGCUGACGGUUGAGUUCACGGAGACGGCGCAACAUGACCUCCAGGUGGACAUGGAGUAUGACAUGGGCUGUAUCGACGAAGAGGUUGCACAGCGACUGGAGUUUGCUCUGACAUUUGUGCUGCAGCUAAUGAUUCUGGAAACCACGCCUGGUGAGAUUAUAAAUUUGGGAGCAACAUCGUUCAAGCCCCCGGCGAAUGGCGGGGCACGAUGCAUGAAUACGACCAGCCCAGAAGCCAAGUCCUCGGGUGACAGGAGGUUGCAGGGGCAGGGAAUAUUGGAAAAUGGGGUCGGUGUCACGGUGGGAACGGAUGCAGUUGGGAUUGUCUCGGAGGCUAUUGGUGCUUGUCUUGAUCUGGACAAACCAGAGGUCGAUGGCCAAAAGUCAUUUUGGGAACUCGGCGCACAAAGCAUGGACGCCACCAGAUUGCAGAAACUUUGCGAAGAGCGUGGCAUUCAGGUGAGCCUCCGGGAUGUGUUUGUGGCUGGCAAUAUCGGAGAGUUAGCGGCUCGUAGUGUGAUGGUCAGAUCGGUGUAG
Messenger RNA from Aspergillus steynii IBT 23096, 6399 nucleotides. It is a transcript of the gene nrps5, whose product is annotated as nonribosomal peptide synthetase hasD. The transcript is spliced from 9 exons. Bases 1 to 6399 code for a protein of 2132 amino acids. Gene Ontology annotation, molecular function: phosphopantetheine binding; catalytic activity. Gene Ontology annotation, cellular component: cytoplasm. Lineage: Eukaryota; Fungi; Ascomycota; Eurotiomycetes; Eurotiales; Aspergillaceae. The record is from RefSeq and is a predicted model, not a curated record. Gene Ontology annotation, biological process: secondary metabolite biosynthetic process; amino acid activation for nonribosomal peptide biosynthetic process.